AUUACAACUCACAACCCUAAAUUUUCUCCAUCCCAUUUAUCUAUCGCUCUAAACAGAGAAAGCCGUCGCUGCCCCAGCACCUCCACCUCUCUCUCCCUCUCCCUCAGCGAACGGAGAAAAUGGCAGCCGCUUUUGGGGCUAUGAAGGCGCAGAAGCCGGGGUUGGAGGAGACCCAGGAGCAGAUUCACAAGAUCAGGAUCCCUCUUUCCUCCAAGAAUGUCAAAAACCUUGAGAAAGUUUGCACUGACUUGGUUCGUGGUGCCAAGGAUAAGAGACUGAGGGUCAAGGGACCAGUGAGAAUCCCUACCAAGGUUCUUAACAUUACCACCAGGAAAUCCCCUUGUGGUGAAGGAACCAAUACAUGGGACAGAUUCGAGCUUCGUGUCCACAAGCGUGUAAUUGAUCUCUUCAGUUCUGCUGAUGUUGUUAAGCAGAUCACGUCUAUCACAAUUGAACCUGGUGUUGAGGUUGAAGUUACCAUUGCUGAUUAGAGAGAUGCUGCUUACUUCUUUGGGGCUAUUGUUUUGUUUAGUUUACCAGAACACUUUGCUCCCUCAGAUCUUUUUGAUUGAAAGACAGUUUAUCAGCCCUCGUGACUUAAAAGAAUACCUGUAUGGUUAAUGUAGUAUGUGUGCCUUUUCCAUACCAUCAUGUUAAAAAUUCGGUAAUGGAGAUUGAAUUUUGUUUCCUUAUUUCAUUAUGAAAUGUUAUGAUUUCCAAGUGUUCUCAGGUA
Messenger RNA from Populus euphratica (Euphrates poplar), 733 nucleotides. RefSeq names its product 40S ribosomal protein S20-1-like. The transcript is spliced from 4 exons. Gene Ontology annotation, cellular component: ribosome; small ribosomal subunit. NCBI's taxonomy places the organism in Eukaryota, Viridiplantae, Streptophyta, Magnoliopsida, Malpighiales, Salicaceae. Gene Ontology annotation, biological process: translation. The coding region runs from base 120 to 491 and encodes 123 amino acids. Gene Ontology annotation, molecular function: structural constituent of ribosome; RNA binding. The record is from RefSeq and is a predicted model, not a curated record.